GUUGAUUUUGAUUCGGUCGGUGGACUCACGGCACAAAUUGAAUCGUUGCGGGAAAUUGUUGAAUUGCCACUGACAAGACCUGAGAUUUUCAAACGUUUCAACAUGUCGCCGCCACGCGGUGUGUUGCUCUAUGGACCACCUGGCACAGGCAAGACACUCCUCCUUCGUGCUGUUGCCAAUGAAACAACUGCUAAGAUCUACACCAUCUCCGGUCCAUCCGUCGUUUCCAAGUACAUGGGCGAAGCGGAAGAAAAGCUGCGCAAGAUCUGGGAGGAAGCGCAACGGAAAGGUCCAUCCAUCAUUUUCAUCGAUGAGAUUGAUGCCAUUACACCAAAAAGAGAUCAUGACUCUGGUGAAGCCGAGUCAAGGAUUGUGGCGUCGUUACUCACGUUGAUGGAUGGUAUGGCUGUCGAUAGCAAAGUCGUUGUGGUGGGUGCAACGAAUCGGCCGAAUGCUAUGGACCCUGCACUGCGCAGACCAGGUCGCUUUGAUCGCGAAAUUGAAAUUGGUAUUCCAGAUGCUCAUGCACGACUGGAUAUCCUACAAGUCAUCCUAACGCCUAUCCCACAUCACCUCAGUGAUGCAUUUGUCGAAAAGGUUGCAGGCAAAACGCACGGUUUUGUGGGUGCAGACCUAUCGGCCGUCAUCAGGGAAGCAGUCGUGAUUGCCGUCAAGAGUGGCGUUAGUCUUGGCACUGCCCAGGAUGACUUGUACAUUGAAGAGCACCACUUGGAACAAGCACUACCGCUCGUUCGACCCUCUGCCAUGCGCGAAAUUUUCCUUGAGACACCGCAGGUAAAAUGGUCAGAUAUCGGUGGCCAGGAAGAAGUCAAGCGAAAGUUGCGCGAAUCAGUCGAAAUCCCAUUGACACAUCCAGAAACAUUCAAACGCCUCGGCAUCAUCCCGCCAAAGGGUGUCUUACUGUAUGGUCCACCAGGUUGUUCUAAGACAUUGACGGCAAAAGCACUCGCAACAGAAGCUGGGCUGAACUUUCUCGCCGUCAAGGGACCCGAGAUUUUCAACAAGUAUGUCGGCGAAGCAGAACGCACACUGCGUGAAAUCUUCCGCAAGGCACGCGCAGCGAGUCCGUCCAUCAUCUUUUUUGACGAGAUUGACGCGCUGACAGGCACGCGCGACGGAGGCGAGGGCUCUGGUGAAGGCUCAUCUGAUCGAAUCCUAACCACACUGCUCAACGAGCUCGAUGGCGUGGAGGAUUUAGUGAAUGUUACUGUUCUUGCUGCAACAAAUCGACCAGACGUCAUUGACACUGCUCUACUCAGACCGGGUCGUCUCGAUAGGCUGCUCUAUGUCGGUCCACCAGACUUGGCAUCGCGCUGUCAGAUAUUCCGUCUACAACUUGCCAAAAUGGCCGUGUCGCCAGAUGUCAAUGUUGAUUUACUGGCAGAAGCAACAGAUGGUUGUUCAGGCGCUGAGAUUGUGGCAUUUUGCAGAGACGCUGGCUUAGCAGCGAUGCAAGAGUCCUUGCAAGCUGUGCGCAUUGAAGUGCGUCAUUUCCAGCAGGCAUUGUCGUCCUUGCGCAAGGGCAUCACAAAGGAGAUGAUUGAGUUCUUUGAGACAUUUGCGGCGAGCGUUUCCGGGCAAUACUUAGCAUAG
Messenger RNA from Protomyces lactucae-debilis, 1614 nucleotides. RefSeq names its product P-loop containing nucleoside triphosphate hydrolase protein. Gene Ontology annotation, molecular function: ATP hydrolysis activity; ATP binding. NCBI's taxonomy places the organism in Eukaryota, Fungi, Ascomycota, Taphrinomycetes, Taphrinales, Protomycetaceae. The transcript has a single exon. Gene Ontology annotation, cellular component: cytoplasm. The record is from RefSeq and is a predicted model, not a curated record. The annotation marks the transcript as partial.